Messenger RNA from Conger conger (European conger), 1817 nucleotides. RefSeq names its product calcium-binding protein 2-like. The coding region runs from base 1 to 540 and encodes 179 amino acids. Gene Ontology annotation, molecular function: calcium ion binding. The transcript has 5 exons. NCBI's taxonomy places the organism in Eukaryota, Metazoa, Chordata, Actinopteri, Anguilliformes, Congridae. The record is from RefSeq and is a predicted model, not a curated record.
AUGCCUCUGUAUGUAGUUUGUUCAGUACUGUGCAGUCUGAUCUAUUUCACAUUUUUGUUGUCUCAAUACAUUCUCUCUCUCUCACUGCAGGACAGAGAACUGCGGCCAGAAGAAAUCGAAGAACUGAGAGACGCCUUCAGAGAGUUUGAUAAGGAUAAGGACGGCUUCAUCAGCUGCAAGGACCUGGGGGAGUGCAUGAGGACCAUGGGAUACAUGCCCACUGAGAUGGAGCUGAUCGAGCUGAGCCAGAAGAUCUGUGGUGGUAGAGUGGACUUUGAGGACUUUGUGGAGCUGAUGGGGCCCAAGAUGUUGGCAGAGACUGCGGACAUGAUUGGGGUGAAGGAGCUGAGAGAUGCCUUCAGGGAGUUUGACUCUAACGGCGAUGGGAAGAUCAGCCAGGCUGAGCUGCGUGAGGCGAUGAGGAAGCUGAUGGGGGAGCAGCUGAACGUUCGAGAGAGUGACGAGAUCCUGAGAGAUGUGGACCUGAAUGGAGACGGGCUGGUGGACUUCGAGGAGUUUGUCAGAAUGAUGUCACGCUGACACAUGUUGGGACAGUGAAAGAACAGGGAAUGGAGGAUGUCCUCAUUGUCCAUGCUUCUAUACAUGGAUCACAUUUUUCUGUAUGAUUGUUUCAUUUUUGUUUUUGAAAAACUUUCACAGCAUUACCAUGUUCAUUUGGACAGCUCUGUAAAUAUCUGUGCUGUAAUUUAUUACUGCAAUAUGCAAGAGAAUGUAUGUUUAGUUUGACAAGGAAAAGGCAUUCUAGACCAACAAUGUUGUACAGUCUUAUUGUCAAUAUCUCGUGUUAUGGCACUAACUAACAUUUCAUGUUACCACUUGUCUGUUCCAAAAUAAUAACUGCAAUUAAAACUGAGACACAAAUAACAUGGACAUAUACAUUAACAUAAAUUAACAUUAAUAUUACAAUAACUUGUGCAGAAAUACUGUAACAGUAAUGGAUUUCUGUACAUACAGGGUUAUCUCACAGAUCUUUCAGUAACUGGUGCAUAUAUAAGGAAGGAUGUCGCAACUACUUGUAAUUUCAUUCAUUUUCAUUACAUUACAUUACAUUACAUUAAUGGCAUUUGGCAGAUGCUCUCAUCCAGAGCGACGUACAGUUGAUUAGACUAAGCAGGAGACAAUCCUCCCCUGGAGCAAUGCAGGGUUAAGGGCCUUGCUCAAGGGCCCAAUCGCUGUGCGGAUCUUAUUGUGGCUACACUGGGGAUCGAACCACCGACCUUGCUUAUGUACCUUAACCACUACGCUACAGGCCGCCCUUAUUUAUUUUCCUGAAGAGAAUUCAAUAAAGAUAAGUGUCAUUUUUUACCACUGCACAUUUUAUGCAAAACUAUAACCCAUGUUUUUUAAAUGUCAUUAGUUAAUAUGUACAAUUCAUUUUUAUUAAGUGCUCGUUUACUGUGUGAUUACUGAGAUGUUUCUUUCUUGACAGAAAAGUAAAAUACUUUGAGAGAUCAUUAUUCACAAAGCAUUCUCUUGGCUUUGGUCUUGAUAUUUCUGAAUUGUUUGUAAAUCCAUCUGGCAGUUAUAGUUUUUACACCACAGAGUCGGUGUGGUUCCAUAUAACUGGUUAUACAGUCAUCACUCCACUGAUUUUGUGAAUGUUAAAAUGCCCAUUGAAGUGACCAAUACAUCAAUAUGGCAGAAACAUAAAUCAAUAAACAACACAAUCAUGUUUAUAUAUGUAGACAUUGGUCUGGUUGGGAAAAAUAACUGAAUUCACGAUUAUUUUGGUUGAUUUGUGUAGGAUAAAGCAUUGUCUUUUUUCAGGUUAUCAGAAUAAAAUGACCACUAUGAUU